GCUGAAGACAUCGGCGAAUAUUGCGCAAACUUGGCGCUAAGUAAACAAAAGUAAAACCUGCUUUUAUUAAAUAGCUAUUAAAUCAGAUGAUUUUUCACUGUGUUAUACAAACUGCCCUAUAGUUUGCCUACUUGCUAACGUAACGGAUAGGCUUCUUUCAGCUAAUUGUAUUCGAUGCAUAACUUGCCAUCCCCUCUUGCCGUCCUUCGCCUUGCAAUAUGCAACAGCCAAAAGGUACGGCAACGCACCAUUAUCAGCAACAGCAACAGUUACAAAAGCAGAGCCCGUCCCGGCCGCGGCCCGCAUCGCUGCAGCUCAAGACACCGCAGGACUUCGAACUACGCCGGCCGGCCGAUGCCACCCUCAGUCAGACCAGCAUGCCACGCACCUCAUCCUUCGCUAGCCUCUCACAGUCUCAGAGCUCUUCGACCGCCCAGCUAAUCGACCAGUCAGACCAGUUCUUCAUCGUACCAGGUAUGGAUGGCGCGCUCAGUCGAGAGGAGUUCAGCAAGCUCACGCCGGGCGGUUCACCCGAAAAGGGCCGCCACUCCGAGGCCAGCUUCGCCGAGAUGGCUGCCGCGCGACAGUCGCUCUGCGAUCUCGCAGAAGUCGCACGCCGCAAAGAACAGGAGUGGAGAACACUGCAGGAGUUGCGCAUCAGAGGCCUGGAGGAUGCCGUCCAGGGUCGUGAGCAGUCCCUCCAGCAGGAGCGGCGGCGUUUCCAGCGCACUGUUGAAGAGCUGAAUGAACAGCGGCGCCAGCUGGAGCAGCAGCUGGGUGACAGCGGCGCUCGCGCACAGGAAGUCCAGCAGCUUCAGCGUCGUCUGGAGCAGGCGGAGCAGGCGUCACGGCGGCUGACGAAAGAACGGGACGAACUCAGCACAAAGCUCAACGACGUCAUCUCCAAGCAGCAGGCAGUAGAGGCAGCGUCACAAGAGCUACGUGAAGAGAAUGAAACCCAGGCUCACCAGUUGCGUCAGAUAGAAAAAGAGCUCGCAGCGGCGCGGCGCAAUGGAGACUGGCUCACGCGGCGUCUGGAGAAUGCAGAGCAGGAGCGGGAGAAGUCAGCAGAUGCUGAGCUACAGAUGAAAGUAGCCAUAGGGAAAAUGGAGGGAUAUCUGAAGGAGGAGGAGAGCACGUUGGAUACGGUGCGUGCCGAGCUCAACAACGCCCGUGAAGCGCGAGAGACGGUGGAGAUUGAGCUACGCACGGAAAAGGCGCGCUUGAAGGAGCACCAAGAGCGCGCCAAAAAGAUGGAGACUGAGUGGGAGGCGUCCCGAGUCGAGCUAGAAUCCAAACUGGCCGAUAAGUCGAAAAAGAUCGGUUUCUUGGUGCAGGGUAUCCGCACGCUCGAGUCUGACUGGAAGGAGCGGUAUGCGGAGCUGCAGCGAAACUCAGCCGCCGCUCUGGACGAGGUGGAACGCAGUCACGGAGCAGAACAGGAGCGGCUCCUGGGCCUGGUCAGGAGCGGUGAGGAGCGCGCGAGACAGGCGGCCGGUCAGGCGGCAGCCGCGCAGGCCGAGUGUCAGCGGCUGGAAGCUGAGCUGACGCAGGCCGCGGCAGCGGCAGCCUCGACCGGCCGCGAGCGUGCCGAGGAGCGACGUGAGGCUGCGCAGUUGCUGGCAGCUCGCGAGCUGAGUCUGGCGGAGCUGCGCGGUCGUCUGGAACGUCAGCAGCUGAGACUGGACGAGCUGAGCUCGCGCUCCGCCGAGGGACGACUAGAGGAGACACGCCGGCUGUUAGCUCAGUGGCAGGCGGCGGCCGGUCGACUCAGAGAAUACGCCGAGAAGGUGACGGGAGAGCGCGAUCGACUACAGCGAGCGCUACAAGCGAACUCUGGCGGCGAUAACGUUCAACAGCUGGAGAGGGACAACAGCCGACUGCGGACUCUGGUGAGCCGGCUUCGCGACGAGCUGGAUCGACAACAGCAACGGCCGACGGGGGCGGUGUCACCUCACUGUUCUAGCUGUAGUUCAGUAGACGACGCUCGCGCUCUUCAGCUACGUCAGCUGCUCAUCACAAACGCUAAACUAAAUGAGACAAUCGCAGCGCAGUGUGAGACAGUGCGAGCGGCGCAAUCUGAGCUAGAACGACACCGUGCAGCCGCACGAAGUACAGAGUUCCUGCGGCAGGAGACGGCCUAUUUGAGAAGUCUGUUAGACGGAGGGGAUACCACGGGUCAUACUGCCCCCACUGCUGCACUACCCAGCCCCAAGGAGAGUGAAGAUACCUCUCCAGCCACCGUGCGGGAGCUGAGGUAUAAACUACAACUAGCGGCACGAUACAUCGCCCACCUAGGCCGAGAGAGAACAGCAGCGCUCCAGCGGUUACAAGAGCUGGAACGUAGACUCGCGGCGGUGCAGAGGGCACCGUCCCUACCAGCAGAUCUAGACUGUCUCACAACGACGCGCGCUGGUUGCCUUACCAACCACGAUACAGCCAGCAGCUUCGCCGAACUUCUGCACCAGCUGAACAGUAUGCAGGUGGAAGCUGAGUCGAGUAGACCAGGCGGAGACGCCGCCGUCGCCGCUGACUGCGGUAGUCUAUGCGCCACUAGUACACAGACAGCCUGUCGACAUGUUCUCAACUCCGACUGUCGAAGACGUUGCUCUCUAACCGACGAACCCGAGCGUCGGGUACCUCGUCUGGUCGGACUGGGCGACUGUCGAACGCCGCGUCGGGCCGACGAGACUGCUGGGUCGUCCGACGAUCGCUCCUCUAGUGUCACAGCGGGUACGGGGGACGGUCCGUCGACGGGUGAACUGGAGCAGCGACAGGCAGGCGAGAUGGGAGGUCGGCACAAACGCAGUCGAUCAGUGCCGCAGAAACGACGUGGUGUGGGCAGGAAAAAGUAGCUGAUGGGGAUGGGAGAGAGCGGGCUCAAAAGUUACGGCCGAUGAUUUGAGUGGCAGAUGCGUGAAAGGAGAAGUGUGCAAGCUCAUGGAAAAGAUGAUGCAAGCUUAUCACCUACCUCAGUCGUGGUAUUUCUUGACUGAGUGUGCGUAUAGGAAUCCAACAACCGAAUGUGUGCGGGAUUGUAAUGUUGAAAGCUUAUUUAUUGCAUACAACAAACCAUGGUGCCAUUGUUCGUAAUUGUCGGUGAAAUAAUGCGCAUAACCAUAUUUAAUGAUCAAUGAUCAUACAACAUCAUAGCAAACGCUAACAAUCGAUGUUUCAACCAAUUCAACGUAUCCCAUGAUCUUGUUUUCAUCAAAAGAGGAAAGUGUGAUGCAUUUAUUGAGAAUCACAUCCAAUGUUAUGAAAAUGAUCAAUGAACAAAUAUUAGCCAUGAGUGACCAUGUAGAACGAAAUGUACAGAUCGUGAAAAUGAUCGCGUUGAAACGUGUUUUUCAUUUACGUUGAUAGUGUAGUUCCUGAGUGUUAGUGUUAACCGUUCAUCGAAACAUUUUUAAACACACCCAUGCCGCUCAGAUGUCAUAACAAAUGAAUGCUUAUAAAUAAU
Messenger RNA from Amphibalanus amphitrite, 3463 nucleotides. Its product is annotated as trichohyalin-like. The record is from RefSeq and is a predicted model, not a curated record. Bases 219 to 2855 code for a protein of 878 amino acids. The transcript has a single exon. Lineage: Eukaryota; Metazoa; Arthropoda; Thecostraca; Balanomorpha; Balanidae.